CACCAAUGAGCGGCGACGCCAGCGGCGAAGGCGGGAUGGAGGAGGCCGAAACUUGCAACCAACGGGAAGCGCUGCAGAGGAAGAAGAAUGCAAUCUUAGUGGAUGGGGUAAUUUUAAAUGGCCCGGUAGCAGAUUCCAAAGCAGGAGAAAAAUUUGUGGAGGAGGCCAGUAAGAUCAUCAUGGAGGAGGUGAUCAAGAAAGCCGCUGAUGUAACAGAAAAGGUGUGUGAAUGGCAGCCUCCUGAAAAACUGAAAACACUGCUUGAUCUGGAUUUGAAAGACACUGGAGAGACCCAUCAGAGACUCUUACAACUUUGCCAGGAUGUUAUACGAUUCAGCGUCAAAACCAAUCAUCCAAGAUUUUUUAAUCAAUUGUAUGCUGGUAUUGAUUACUACUCUUUAGUGGCCCGUUUCAUUACAGAAGCAUUAAAUCCAAGUGUGUAUACUUAUGAAGUUUCUCCAGUGUUUUUGUUAGUGGAAGAAGCAGUCCUAAAGAAAAUGAUUGAAUUCAUAGGGUGGGAAGAAGGUGACGGCAUAUUUAAUCCAGGUGGCUCUGUUUCUAAUAUGUAUGCUAUGAAUUUGGCUAGAUACAAAUACUGUCCUGACAUAAAGGAAAAGGGGCUUUCAGGGAUGCCAAGACUGGUCUUGUUCACAUCAGAAGAGUGUCAUUACUCCGUGAAGAAGGCAGCGUCUUUCCUGGGAAUUGGCACACAGAAUGUUUACUUCAUCAAAAGCGAUGAAAGAGGUAAGAUGAUACCUGAGGAACUGGAGAAACAAGUCCAGCGGGCCAGGAAAGAGGGAGCCGCGCCGUUUUUUGUCAGUGCCACAUCUGGCACCACAGUAUUGGGAGCGUUCGAUCCUCUGGAUGAAAUAGCUGACAUAUGUGGAAGACAUGACCUUUGGCUGCAUGUGGAUGCAUCCUGGGGAGGCUCAGCACUGCUGUCAAGGAAGCAUCGCAAGCUUUUGCAUGGUGUCCACAGAGCCGAUUCUGUGGCAUGGAAUCCUCAUAAGAUGCUAAUGGCAGGGAUCCAGUGCUGUGCUCUUCUGGUGAAAGACAGUUCUGGCUUGCUUAAGAGAUGCUACUCUGCCAAGGCUUCAUACCUUUUCCAGCAAGACAAGUUCUAUGACGUCAGCUACGACACAGGUGACAAAUCGAUCCAGUGUAGCAGAAGAGCAGAUGCCUUCAAAUUCUGGAUGACGUGGAAAGCUCUGGGAACAGCUGGUUUGGAGGAGAGAGUAAACCGAGCCCUUGCACUAGCCAGAUAUCUAGUGGAUGAAAUUAAGAAGAGAGAAGGGUUCCAGCUGCUGCUGGAGCCGGAAUAUGCAAAUAUUUGCUUCUGGUACAUUCCACCUCGCUUGAGAAACAUGGAGAAAGGACCUGAAUUCUGGGAACAGCUCCAUCGGGUUGCACCCAUCAUUAAAGAGAGAAUGAUGAAAAAAGGCAGCAUGAUGAUUGGAUACCAACCUCAUUGCGGCAAAGCGAACUUCUUUCGCCAAGUAAUUAUCAGCCCCCAAGUGAGCCGUGAAGACAUGGACUUCCUGCUCGACGAGAUAGAAUCCCUUGGCCAAGACUUGUAACUGGUAUUCCACAACACAAGGGACUCCUUGUGUGUGUACAGAGUUU
Molecule: messenger RNA, 1623 nt
Organism: Euleptes europaea (tarantolino)
Lineage: Eukaryota; Metazoa; Chordata; Lepidosauria; Squamata; Sphaerodactylidae
Gene: GADL1
Product: glutamate decarboxylase like 1
Exons: 15
Coding region: 6-1577 (523 amino acids)
Biological process (GO): carboxylic acid metabolic process
Cellular component (GO): cytoplasm
Molecular function (GO): pyridoxal phosphate binding; carboxy-lyase activity
Source: RefSeq, a predicted model, not a curated record